AUGACUUCUGUCAUGGUGCCAUAUUACGCUCAACCCGAUGAGCUUCCUUGUCCUCUCCCAACAAAACAGCAAAUCCAUAGUUCUGAAGAGAUCUUCCUCGAUUACGGCGAGGGUCGAAAAGUGGUCGGGUUCGGCCACAAUUUUGUCGUCAAGUAUGGGCUCAACGUUGAGCUGAUAGAGGGAGAGAACAUGCUGUUUAUAGCACAGCUGAAGGACACAUCCGUUCGAGCGCCGAAAGUUUAUGCAUUGUACGAGGAUCCGAAAGACGAAAUGAGAUACAUAGUAAUGGAAAGAAUCACCGGCGUUACUCUUUUGUCUGUCUGGAGUUCUCUUGAGGCUCCACAAAAAGAAGCCAUAUGUGCUAAAUUGCGUCGUAGUAUGGAUACUUUACGAAAGCUACCCUCACCUGGAGGAUACUGCAGCAUUGGUCGACGGCCACUCGAAGACUGCAUGUUUUGGACCAGCAAAGAUAGUGACGAGACAGAGUCACCAGUGGAACAGGUCAAUGGUCCAAUCGACACCCCUCUCAAUGGACCGUUCGACACUGAAGAAGAAGUAAAUUCGGCAAUGAUCAAGAAAUACCUCUACAAUAACGCUCCUCGCGGCAAAGCUGUGUUUUAUGAGCGAGCUCUACCAAAAGUGCUAUGCAACCACCCACCAGUGUUUACUCAUGGGGAUUUACAGCGCAAAAACAUCAUGAUCAACCGGAUUCCAGACAUCGACAAAGCAGGCAAUGUGGUGGACGAAGAGCUAGAAGUUGUGCUUAUAGAUUGGGAAGUGUCUGGCUGGUAUCCGAGUUAUUGGGAACACUCGAGGGCAAUGCAAGGUUGUGGGCGCUUUGAGGACGACUGGCAUUAUUGGUUGGGCCAGAUUUUGGACGAAUAUUUGACUAUAUGGGCGUGGACUAAUAUGAUGUUUCUAGAAUUAUGGUCAUAA
Glarea lozoyensis ATCC 20868 is the source of this 936-nucleotide messenger RNA. RefSeq names its product Protein kinase-like (PK-like). The coding region runs from base 1 to 936 and encodes 311 amino acids. The transcript has a single exon. The record is from RefSeq and is a predicted model, not a curated record. NCBI's taxonomy places the organism in Eukaryota, Fungi, Ascomycota, Leotiomycetes, Helotiales, Helotiaceae.